Molecule: messenger RNA, 1409 nt
Organism: Menidia menidia (Atlantic silverside)
Lineage: Eukaryota; Metazoa; Chordata; Actinopteri; Atheriniformes; Atherinopsidae
Source: the annotation of a GenBank genome assembly
UUUGCUCUUCAGUGAGCCAAUCGCACGCUGAGGCUUCAAGUGUCAGUUUGUGGUCGGCUGUGUUUUGAUGCAGUUAGCAAAAAUGUUAGAAGCGACAUUUAGCCGUUGAAAUGAGCUACAAACACGUGUCCUUGAAUAGUGCACUUUAAUCGAGGAUAUGUGUAAGAAUACUCUCGGGAAUCUACGAGUAGAGAUGUUCGCGUUUUGUUCAGCUAACCUUGCACGCUACCGAUUUUAGCCCAAGCCAGUUGGCAUGGCGAGAAUUCCGAAAACGCAAAGUCGGUUUUUGUUGAGCUAGCUAACGUGAUAUUUUGAUACUGUCUGCGGAUUAUUAUUAGCAAUGAACAUUGCGUCUUUUCAUCUACCAGCUUCCCCCUUAUAUUUUUCUGGGACGGAUAGAUAAAAUACCAGCAAAAACUUCCUUAACCAAGUUAUAGGACGAGACGAGCCAAAAUGGAUUCCUCAGUCCCAUCACCUCAAACUGAUUUCUAGCGGUGCCAACAAAGGUUUGACCACAGCUUCCAGACACCAGGACCCGUGUCUAUCUUUUUUUUUUCUAUGACACACCCAGUUUAUGCCCAGCUAGAUUCGGUGGAAUCGCUCUUUGACGAACUUCCAUAUAUGUUUUAUUUGGGCCUGUUCUUUGUGAACGUCCUCAUCCUCUACUAUGCCUUUUUGAUGGAGUACAUUGUCCUGAACGUGGGUAUAGUGUUUCUGCCGGAGGACAUGGACCAGGCGCUGGUGGACCUCGGGGUGCUGUCUGACCCAGCGUCUGUCCCUUACGACACGGACACGGAGCUGGAUGUGUUUGAGGGCUAUCUGGAAUGACCAGACGCUUCUUUUGAAGCAGAGGUCUGUGGACUGUGAACGCUGUCCCGUGGGAAAUUUGGGGAAAAUGCCUCAAAGUGGAUGCUGCUGCAGCCUCCCUCUCACAGAAUCAUUUAAGCCAAAAGGUUUUCCCGGCUCAAAACAAAGUAGCCAAAGGGAGGGAUUUAUUUUUUUAAACACCACUGGCCAUAUGAUGAGUGACUGCCCCAUGGGAGGAGCCCUCUCUGCCAGAUCAGCUGUGUUGACUCUUAAUGGACACCAGAGGGUUGGCAGUGGCAUCUGUGACCCUCACGCUGGACGCCAUGAAAAGGACGCACAAUGUGCUGCGAGCGGAGAGACGCAGCUGUUCCCUUUAUCUGAAAGCUGAAAGCAUGUCUCUUAUCACCACUGUUUAAAUCCAGCAGCCUGACAUCCAGGCCAAGCAUUUAGCCAGGCUCUGCAGGGUCUGGUGGUUUGCUCGGCAUGCAAUCUUAUCAGAACUUGUCUCUUCUGCUAUGGUUAUUUUGUCCUCCACAGCCAGGUGUUUCACAAGAACUUUGCAAAGAUGAGAGGGAGACAACGCCCCCCCCCCCCCCCCACCC